This is a messenger RNA of Spinacia oleracea (spinach), 1828 nucleotides long. RefSeq names its product diaminopimelate decarboxylase 2, chloroplastic. The coding region runs from base 107 to 1600 and encodes 497 amino acids. The record is from RefSeq and is a predicted model, not a curated record. Gene Ontology annotation, cellular component: chloroplast. Gene Ontology annotation, molecular function: diaminopimelate decarboxylase activity. NCBI's taxonomy places the organism in Eukaryota, Viridiplantae, Streptophyta, Magnoliopsida, Caryophyllales, Amaranthaceae. The transcript has 8 exons.
CCAUCAUCCUUGAUUCCUUGACCACUACAAGUUACCUAUUGGCUAUUGCCCUACUCUCACUCCCUCUCCAGUCUCCAGCUGGUGUUCCUCUUUCCUUUCUGCAACAAUGGCGGCCACCCACCCUCUCUCUCAUUCAACAACACUCGCUAAAACCCCAAAUCUCUCUUCAAAAUCCAAAACUUCCAUCCUCUCAAAACCCUAUAUUUCCUUUUCCAAACCCUUAUCCCCAAAACCCUCAGUUACCUUCAACAAACCCUUAACCCCGAAACCCUUAAUCCUCCAAGCAGCUGUUUCCCAAAACGCUGCAACUUUAGAGCCCCAAACCAGCAAGUUUGACCAUUGUUUCUCAAAAAAGGAUGAUGGGUAUUUGUAUAUUGAAGGGCAAAAGGUGCACGAUGUUAUGGAAAGUGUUGAAAAGAGGCCAUUUUAUUUGUAUAGUAAACCACAAAUUACUAGAAAUGUCGAGGCUUACAAAGAUGCUCUUGUAGGGUUGAGGUCAAUUAUUGGUUAUGCUAUUAAGGCUAAUAAUAAUUUGAAGAUUUUGGAGCAUUUGAGGGGUUUGGGUUGUGGGGCUGUUCUUGUUAGUGGUAAUGAGCUUAGGCUUGCUUUGGCUGCUGGUUUUGAUCCCACUAAGUGUAUCUUCAAUGGAAAUGGAAAGACAUUGGAUGAUUUGGUUGUUGCUGCUGAGAGCGGUGUGUUUGUAAACAUUGACAGUGAAUUUGAUCUGGACAAUAUCGUAUCAGCUGCUAAAAUUGCAGGGAAAAGGGUGAAUGUUUUGCUUAGAAUUAACCCUGAUGUGGAUCCUCAGGUCCACCCUUAUGUAGCCACUGGGAACAAGAACUCCAAAUUUGGCAUUAGAAAUGAGAAACUACAGUGGUUUCUGGAUGCUGUGAAAGCGCAUCCUCAAGAGCUGAAGUUGGUUGGGGCUCAUUGCCAUCUUGGAUCAACAAUUACCAAGGUUGAUAUAUUCAGGGAUGCUGCAGUUCUUAUGGUAGAAUACAUAGACCAAAUUCGUGACCAGGGUUUUGAGAUUAGUUACUUGAACAUUGGAGGUGGUCUGGGAAUAGACUACUAUCACACUGGCGCUGUUCUUCCUACACCUAGAGAUCUUAUUGACACGGUACGUGAAUUGGUCCUUUCACGAGAUCUCAACCUUAUCAUUGAACCUGGAAGGUCACUUAUUGCAAAUACCUGUUGCUUAGUUAAUCGUGUUACUGGUGUCAAAACUAAUGGUACAAAAAAUUUCAUCGUGAUUGACGGGAGCAUGGCGGAACUUAUUCGUCCGAGUCUUUAUGAUGCUUACCAACAUAUAGAGCUUGUUUCUCCAGCUCCAUCAGAUGCAGAGUUAGCCACCUUCGAUGUGGUUGGCCCGGUUUGUGAGUCAGCAGAUUUCUUGGGAAAGGAGCGCAAACUUCCCACUCCACAGAGGGGAGCUGGAUUAGUAGUUCAUGACGCUGGUGCCUAUUGUAUGAGCAUGGCCUCCACCUACAAUCUCAAGAUGCGCCCACCAGAAUACUGGGUUGAGGAAGAUGGAUCAGUUGCCAAAAUCCGUCAUGGUGAGACAUUCGAAGACCAUAUCAGAUACUUUUCUGGUCUCUAAUUAUUACCAGGCGGUGUUAUCAUCCAACUCGAACUGUUGUAGUGAAAAUAAUGUAAUCUUUUGGGCAAGCCUUACCUGGAGGGUGCUGCGUGCUUUGUAAUAUUAACAGUAUCUAUCUUCUUCCUAGCUUACUCGGAACACUUUUGAUGUAUUUCUGCGUAAUUGGAAGGCAUUUGCCAGAUUUUGGUAUCUAAUUCAUCCAUAAAUGAACUAAUACCGUGUUUUUGA